This is a messenger RNA of Stereum hirsutum FP-91666 SS1, 4296 nucleotides long. RefSeq lists its product as uncharacterized. Gene Ontology annotation, cellular component: nucleus; condensed chromosome, centromeric region. Gene Ontology annotation, biological process: mitotic chromosome condensation; meiotic chromosome condensation; mitotic cell cycle. The record is from RefSeq and is a predicted model, not a curated record. The transcript has 17 exons. The coding region runs from base 37 to 4086 and encodes 1349 amino acids. Gene Ontology annotation, molecular function: histone binding. NCBI's taxonomy places the organism in Eukaryota, Fungi, Basidiomycota, Agaricomycetes, Russulales, Stereaceae.
ACAACGCCACGAGCCGUCCUCCCCUUGACCGCUAUUAUGCGCAACUUCGAUUUGCAGGAGGAGCUUCAAGGAUAUAAUGACCUCGAGACGUACGACAUUCCAAACGAGAGGGAUGUGUCAGCUUUACGACCGGCGGAGGUGAACCACCUUCUCUCAGAGGCUGUUGAUGACAUCUCGAACAACUCGGAGGCUAUCCUGAACGAUGAUACCUUUGAUAUAUACCGCUCCUUACUCAAGUACACUGGUUCUCUCUCGGGAGACAACGUUUCCAAGCUUCUCGACGCUCUCAUCUCCGGCUUCCAAGCCCAAACCGACGCUGCCAUCCUCGAUGUCGAUAAUGACAAUUCAGAUACAUUUGACAACCACAAGAUCGGCGUCGAGAAGUACGCGUUUCUGUUGAACUGGUUCAUCUCGACAUCGGAGAAAGUUAAGGCUCCUGGGGAGGGUGAGGCUGGGUCGGUCGUAGCACCGACGGGAAAGGGUAGGAGGGGAAGGGGUGGGAAGGCUGCGGCGGCGAGUAGGAGAGCGAGUGAAUGGACAUGGGAGGAUCAGAUCGCGCCUACGUUGGGGCUUAUUGGGAAGGUGCUGGCUAAGUUGAAGAUUGCAAAAAUCUGGAAGACUACCCCGGAGAAGGAUGCUCUUGUCAGGUGCUUGACAGGACCAGCCUAUCGCGUGGCCGAGAAGGAGGCAUACAUGAAAUCCAUCGAUAUUCGCCUUCCCGUCUACAGAGUCAUCUGCCUCGCCGUCAAAUUCCAUGGUCACAGUUUCGCCGCCCAAGCGUCUAUAAUGCAGGGCCUGCAGUUCUUCGAACAUCUUGCGGAACCAAUGGCGGAGCUAGUGUCCAAAUUGGCGACGGAGUUCGACCAUGCGCAGUUGGGAGACGGGCUGGUGAAAGAGAUCGCGUCGAAGAAUUUCAGUGCUCAGGACUCGAAAGGACCAAGGGUAUUCUCAAAGUUCUUGGUCAAGUACACCGAAGAAGCUCCGAAGUCCGUGUUGAAGCAGCUCAGUCUGCUGAAGGGACAAUUCGAUUCAGAGUCGUACCCCAUGCGCAUAGCUAUGGUCGAAAUUGUCGGUAUCUUCAUCCGCGAGCUCGCUGGCACGAGAGAUACCGUAGACGACCUGGAGCGAGUCGACAAGCAAAUCGUUGAAUUUUUCGACACGCUCAUCACUCGAAGCCUCGAUCUCUCUUCCUACGUCCGCACGAAAGUCUUCGGUGUACUCCACAAGCUCUGUGAUAUAUCGAGCGACAAGGCACCUUGGGUCGCUAUCACCAGAACCGCUCUAGAGUCAUUAGAGGACAAGGUGGCUAGCGUGAGGAAGAGUGCGAUCGCCCUGUUGUCGAGGUUGAUCGAGAGGCAUCCUUAUUGGAGAGUGAUGAGCCAGGCGGAGAUACAGGUUCCUCUCAAGAGGAGCGAAUGGCAGAAGCUCUAUGACGGUUUUGACGCUGAGCACAAGAAGAAGGAGAAGGAGCUAGAGGCAUUGGCUUUGAACGUCCAGGGACAGGCCUCGACGGGUGAGGCCGAUGAGGCAGAGGAGGACGAUAGUAGCUCUUCGACGCCCACGGUAAAGCCCGGCGCUGACGAUGCUAUGGACGUUGACGAGGAGGAGGUAGACGGCGAAGAUGAAGGGCAGGAAGAGGACCCGGAGGGUGACGAAGGCGAAGACGGGACACCGAGGCCUAAGAAGAAGAAAGGGAAGAAGUCCAAAGCUCAACCCGCUGUCAACCUCGCCGCUCUGGGCACAAACGGCGCUAUAUCCGACUUGGACGCUAAGGUGCUCGAGAAGCUAGACAAGACGAGGACCCUCUGCUCCGUAGCCCUCAAAUUCAUAGGUCUCAUCGAGAGAGGCUCCGACAUCGUCGCUAGGUUAUUGGGCUCGACGCACAAGGCGGAGGUCCUGGAGGCCAUGGAAUUCUUCCGAAUUCUGCAUGUCUGGGAGAUUGAGACUGCUGAGGUCGGAAUCAAGAGGAUGCUUCAUCUCAUCUGGGCGAAGGACAACAGUUUGACCUCGGAGGACGGGAAGGAGCUGAAAGGAGUGCGAUCUAGGGUCCUCGAAUGCUACCGUCAGAUAUACUUUGACCCGCUCGCAGACCCCAACAUGUCGGGCAAGCAACAAGUUAACCGAAUCACGAAGAAUAUGAUCGAGUUGACCAAAGACGCUUCACUGGCCGAACUAACCAGUCUGGAGGAGAUGAUGCGCAUCAUGAUGGAGGACGACCAGAUCCACGGUGAUAUAGUGAACAGGCUGUGGCAAGUAUACAGUUCCGAGAAGCCUCUGCCAAAGUUCCAGAGAAGAGGUGCCAUUAUCACUCUUGGAAUGCUAGCGCUCGCCCGACGGAGCGUAGUUACUGAACGUGUCGAGACCUUGAUUAAAGUUGGGCUAGGUCCAAUUGGAAAGGCGGACCUCAUACUCGCUAAGUAUACUUGCGUUGCUCUUCAGCGUAUGAAUGGUAGUGCCAAGAAAGUCAAAGGAUCUCUCCUUGAUAAGAAUGUGCGCUACGAUAUGAACAAUCUCAUCUUCCGCAAACUACAAGACGCCAUCGAACACCCGUGCCAUUCCAUCGACUGGUUCGGUAUGACCGAACAAGCCAUCAAUACCAUCUACGCGCUGGGUGACCACCCUGAUGUUCUCUGCGAUAACCUCAUCAGAAAUCUCACCAGAAGGGCCUUCGCGAGGAACCCCAAUGCUGCAUCCCAGUCGCAACAGUCGAGAGAUGAGGACGCGAUGGACGAGGACGCCCCUGGACCUUCGCAGACAAGCCCGAAUGGGUUCGCAUCGACCCAACCUGAGUCGCAAGCGGGUACUAGUCAUAGCGGAGAUGUUGGCGACGCAUUCCAAUUGGCCCAGAUGAUUUUCGUCGUCGGACACGUUGCUAUCAAGCAUAUCGUCUAUCUGGAGCUGGUAGAGAGGGAGUGGAAGAGGCAGAAAAACGAACGUGAAACAGCGGAGAAGGCCAAAGCUGCCAACGCCUCUAAGAAGGACGGCGAUGAUCUCGAGGCGGUUGUUGGAAAUGCUGAAGACGAGAUUGGCGAUAGGAUCGCUGCUGUGAGGGAGACCGAGUUGCUCUAUGGCCCUGAAUCAUUACUCGCUGUCUACGGUGAUAUGGCCGCUCACAUUGCUGGUAGUGGAAAGUUUGGCAAGAACCGAAUACUUCACACGGCAGCAACUCUGACCCUGAGCAAGUUCCUUUGCAUCAGCUCGCAAUUCUGCGACCAGUACCAUCGCUUGCUUUUCAAGAUCCUGGAACUCUCCGAUGACCCUACUAUUUGUAGCAACGUCGUUAUCGCCCUCGGUGAUGUAGCUGUUUCGUUCAGCACCAUCGUCGACGAGAACAGCAACGAGUUGUACAGAGGUCUUUCCAACAAGAAUCUCAUCGUCAAGAAGAACACGCUGAUGGUCUUGACGCAUCUGAUUUUGAACGGCAUGAUCAAAGUCAAGGGGCAGUUGGGCGAGAUGGCAAAGUGUCUCGAGGAUGACGACCCCAGGAUCGCGGAUCUGGCGAAGUUGUUCUUCACGGAACUAUCGACGAAGGACAAUGCGAUCUACAACAACUUGCCCGAUGUCAUUAGUCAUCUUUCGGUGGGAGAUCAUGCUGUCGACGAAGAAGCAUUCCAGAGUACGAUGAAGUACAUAUUCUCUUUCAUCGAGAAGGAGAAACAAGCGGAGAGUAUCGUCGAGAAGUUAUGCCAACGAUUCCGCUUGUCCGAAGACCCACGGCAGUGGCGUGACAUCGCUUUUUGCCUCUCGCUUCUGCCCUUCAAGUCGGAGCGUUCGGUCAAGAAACUCAUCGAAGGGUUGCAGUUCUAUAGGGACAAGCUACAUGAGGAGACUGUGUACGCCCGGUUCCAGGAGAUUCUCGCGAAGGCACGUGCGAACAAGUCCGCGAACAAACCAGACUCAGAGUUGAACGAGUUUGAGAAUAUCCUUGAAGAACAUAAGCGACAGGGCGAGGAGGAUCAUGAGUUCGAAAAGCGGGUCGCAGGCAAGAAGAAGGCUGCCGCUAAGAAGCGCUCGACGAGGGCUCCUCCAAAAAGGAAAGGAAAGCCUUUGAAACAGGUGCAAGAAGAGGACGAAGAAGACGAGUAGAUGACUAGUCAUACACCGUUCCCGCUUUCUCGUCAACCAUUAUCCCUAUAUACCUUUAUGCAAUCUGCCUGCUGUUCACUCCCCUCUGCUGUCUGUUCUUUCCGUAGUACUUUGGUGUAAUCACUAAUUCGCUGUCUCCAUGUUCCACGUUCCCCUUUCUUUUGCCUCAUUUGUAUGGUUCAAUUACUAUGUAUUGAGUGAUGUAUGUUU